AUGGGGACGGUCCUGAACACUAUCAACAUCUGCGUCUUCUGCCGAAAGUCGAUGCGUUCCAGCACCAACGCCUACCUGUUGGCUAGCAGCAUCUCUCAGCUCCUGUACAGUCUCGUCAUGGUCCCAUACACCGUCAGGUUGGUCACGUACGGAAACACCACCAACCUCUUCUCCAUCAUGUUCGGCAUCUACGUUGCCAACUACGUCGCGGUGGUUCUCAGGCGAUUCACCUUCAUCAUUGCCUGCGUUGUUUCCAUGGAAAGGUUUUUGGUGACCACGACGCCGUUGAAGGCCAAGCAAUACCGCUUGGUUCACUCACCUGGACAGUUCAUCAUGGGUGUUUCUCUUUUCUCCGUGCUCGUCCAUAUACACAGCCUCGUCCGCAACACCGUCAUCACCAACCACAAAGAUGGGAUCACAACCUACAGUGUCUGCGAGACUGGUUUUUACAAGAAUCACGUGUCCGUGGUCACGGCGUGGUCGACGACAGCCAGGGUGCUGGCUGUUUAUCUGGCCAUUACGACGGCGCUCAUCUUCAAUAUCGUCGUUGUCAUCUCCCUUCGUCGUCAGAGGCAGUUCAGAGAAAAUAUCACCAACGCCAGAGUGGUAGACAAGAUGAAAGCGCGGGAGAAGCAGACGACAGUCACGAUCCUUGUCACAAACUGCCUGUACUUAGUGCUCUGCGUGCCCAUGGUCACCAACUCCAUGGCCUUUGACCUCAGCCCCGUCUACGGUUACUUUUCUCACUACUACAAGAACGUGUACAUGGUGAUACAAGACUUAGGCUCCACCUGUGUCCUGCUGGGUUUGUCCGUGGACUUUUUCUCCCACAUGAUGCUCAGUGAGAUGUACAGAGCUACAUUCUUGUGUAUGUUCAAGCCAAAGUGUGUUGCAAUACCCUUGACACACUCGGAAUACCAGCUCGAAGACUCGAAGUCCGAUAACUUUAAGAGCGUUUCAAAUGUCACCUUGACCUCUCAUCUGUGA
Molecule: messenger RNA, 987 nt
Organism: Haliotis rubra (blacklip abalone)
Lineage: Eukaryota; Metazoa; Mollusca; Gastropoda; Lepetellida; Haliotidae
Exons: 1
Coding region: 1-987 (328 amino acids)
Biological process (GO): G protein-coupled receptor signaling pathway
Cellular component (GO): membrane
Molecular function (GO): G protein-coupled receptor activity
Source: RefSeq, a predicted model, not a curated record